Fusarium vanettenii 77-13-4 is the source of this 2397-nucleotide messenger RNA. RefSeq lists its product as uncharacterized. Gene Ontology annotation, molecular function: phosphatidylcholine lysophospholipase A1 activity. The transcript has 5 exons. Bases 1 to 2397 code for a protein of 798 amino acids. The record is from RefSeq and is a predicted model, not a curated record. Lineage: Eukaryota; Fungi; Ascomycota; Sordariomycetes; Hypocreales; Nectriaceae.
AUGCCUCUCGGGGCUUCUACCGUCUUUGGCGUGGGCUCGAGCGAUGGUAAUGGAUUUCGAAAGCUCGUGAGAGACCAGGCACGCUUUGCUGGAUACGAGGUCAACAUGGUGGGCACUAAGAACGGAGGCACCAUGAAGGAUAAUGACUGUGAGGCUACAUCUGGCCACAUCGUCACCGAGGCGCACGACGCAUCGAGGCUGUCGUACAAGUUUAAACCAAACGUGGUGAUUAUGAAUAUUGGCACGAAUAACUGCAUUCACGGCAUCGACAAUGCAAACCAGCACAAUAGGCUGCGCGUCAUGAUCGAAGGCAUGUGGCGCAACAUCUCUCCCGAUACAGUGAUGAUUGUAUCAACGCUACUCCCACUCGAAGGACAGGGUGGCGUUAAUCGCAACGAUGUGAACAACUUAUACCGGCGCAUGGUUGCGGACCUCGCGGCGCAGGGGAGGCCCAUCUACAUCGCCGACAUGGACCACAUCCCCAUGUCUGACGUGCCCGACAAGGUGCACCCGCACGAUGGGGGGUUCGGCAAGAUGGCCGCCGCCUUCUGGGCUGGUAUCCAGGCCGCUGAGAGGGACGGCAAUAUCAAACCUCCGCUCCCGAUGGAUGGGAACGCCGAGGGCGACACAGGCACUUGCAAGAAGCCGGCCGGAAACGGCGUCUGGGCCGGGGGUCUGACGCAAAGAGGCAGUGGCGAGCAUGACGGUAUCUACCGGCACCGCAGCCAGCCAGAGGGUGUCGUGUUAACCAUCACGAGCGACUUUGACCGCAACCAGUGGCGAUUCGCACGUCUUUUUCGGUCGGACCGCGAUGACCUGGUAGGUUGGUUUGACCUGCCCAGCGGAGAGGCGCGGGACGGCGUUUGGAGGAACGACGGGGGUGGCAAGUUCACCAAGAUCAACGACCUAAGUGUACAAGACAACUGCCUCCCGCGCGGCAUCGUCUUCAUUGAUCUCAACGGUGACGGGCAUGACUAUUUUGCCUGCAUCGGGCGCGAUGGUGCCGUUUUUGCCAGUAUCAACCGUGGCAACGGGGGAGGGGCGGUGCCGCCCACCUUUAGGCAUAUCAGCCUCUGGAAGGCUGCGCAACCAGGAUACCCGCAAGCUCAGGUUCGGCUCGCUGAUAUUGACGGUGACGGUCGUGCUGACUUCUGUGGCCUUUCCCUCAAUGGCGAUAUCUCAUGCUGGCGCAACGGCGGGAUUCAUGACAAGCCAGCUUACUUCCAGGCCCUGGGCCGAAGAUUUACGGGCAAGGGCAUGGGAGAUCUUGCUGGCGUUCGUUUCGAGGACCUCAAUGGCGAUGAUCGAGACGACUGGCUCUGGGGUGUUGAAGGCGACGGCCUCAAUGUUGCGUGGCGACAAGGCUUCAAUGGCAACGCCAACAGCGGACCGACUCAUCCAGGAGGUUUCGGCGGCUCAGAGAACAUCAGGAACCGCAUUCACUUUGCGCGUAUCUUUGGAGUGCCUCAAGACUUUGGGCUGCUCGGUCGGCUCGACUACGUCUAUAUGGAGCACGCAAAGGAGGGCAACAAGCACAAGUUCAGCGUCCGCGUGUAUAGGAACCUCGGUUCAGGUGGUACCAAGCUAGUCGCUGAUGGCAACAAGUAUUGCGACAUGACGGGCAACGGACGCGACGACUACGUGUGGACACACUCCAAGGGCAUCAUGACCAUGUUUCCCAACGGCGGCAAAAACUUCCUCACAGGGAGCGAGAGCUACUGGGGCCCGAGUGCACGUAUCUUUGAUGCCAAGCAGGUAGCUGGACGCGAACUUGACCGACGUGACCUCCAUCUAGCUGAUUGGGUUGGUGAUGGCAAGUGCGAUAUCAUCUGGGUCGAUGCAGCCAACGAGAACCGCGUGACCGUCUUCCGCAAUCUCGACGGUGGCGCCGGAGGCAACUGGCGUUGGCAGAAUCUGGGAAACGCAGCGCCAGCGCUCCGAUACCCCGAGAAGCGCGGUAUUGGUCUGCAUGAUCUUGCCGUCCGGUUCGCCGACAUUAGUGGCAGCGGACGGCCUGAUUACCUCUGUAUCGAGAAGGACGGGCGCGUUUGGGGCUGGACUCAGUCGUCUAAUGGCGCCUGGACCCAUGUGCCGCAGUUUAAGAGCGCCAAGGGCCAUGACCGCGCCAACCUUCGGUUUCAUGACGCUGAGAAGUUCAGCGGCGACGGAUUCGUCUAUUACAACCUCGGCCGGCAUGAUAUUGGCGGCUCACAAUACUGGUGGGAGCAGAAGCCAGGGGGGGGGGGGGGGGGGGCCGUUCCAUGCCUGCGCUGGCAGCCAGGCUGGGACCUGCAUGUACUACCCGGACCUGGACGGCAACGGACGAGCAGACAUGCAUGGUAUCAAGGGCACGUGGACCAACGAAGCCGAGACAUGGUACAAUAUGUGCUCGGGUGA